Molecule: messenger RNA, 4536 nt
Organism: Phytophthora infestans T30-4
Lineage: Eukaryota; Oomycota; Peronosporomycetes; Peronosporales; Peronosporaceae
Product: ubiquitin-specific protease, putative
Exons: 1
Coding region: 1-4536 (1511 amino acids)
Biological process (GO): protein deubiquitination
Molecular function (GO): calcium ion binding; cysteine-type deubiquitinase activity
Source: RefSeq, a predicted model, not a curated record
AUGCGCUCCUCGUCCUCUUCACGCGGCUCGCUGCGUCGCUUCUUCUCGCAUCGACGUCAUCGUGUGCCUCGCGGCGCUUCGGCCCGCGCAACUCCGGCGUCCGGAGCUGCGGCUCAGCGAUCACUAGCGGCGCGGACGCGACUGCUGGACACAUGGAGUUUACCGGAGCUCUUUGCGCUACGAGAACUUGUACACGUCGCCGUGAACAAGACCUUUAUCGCGCCUGAGGUGCAGCUCGACCCUCCAGCACUUCAACGCGCUGUUCGCGGCGACGAUCUGAUGCGCACAGGCGCCAGCAGCUCCGCCAGCUCCAGCACAACCGCAACGUCCAGUAUCGAGGAUCUUAAGCGUCAGCAGCAGCUGCAGACCCACGUGGACUCAGCACUGGUGCGCAGUAAGCGCUUCUACUUCAGUCGACGCGCCGACACGAGACUGCGACUCAGUACGAGGAGACAGUUCGUGCGGCUCUUCCCGCUUUUGGGACGCGCAUCCAGAACAUCGCAGCGCACACUGUUCCGGGCCUUUGACGCCAAUGAUACGGGGAAAAUCGAGUUUGACGAGCUGUGUGAGAUGCUGGCCCGAGUGAAGCAAGCUAGAGGCUCGUCAGUGGGUGAAAUGGCGGAGCUGGUCUUCGCCUGGUUCCAAGGAGACAAAAGCGAGGCUGUAUUGACCCAUACGGACGUCAAGCUGCUCGCAAUGACAGCUAUGGAGCUUGAAGGUGACAGCAAAGUACAGACGGAGCAUGGAUACGACUUAGUAGCGUCUCUGAUGAAGUUACUGCUGGAACGUGAGCAGCACCAAGUGACAAAACAAGUUUUCUGCCAGCGAAUGGAUUGUGAACUGGGUACUCACGUGCUGCACGUAUUGUUCGCUCCUUUUGGGGUAGUAAAAGCACUUCUGGAUGAGGAGACGAUACUGCAGGAAGUGGACACGACACGGUGGAGGGCAGGAGAUACGGCGUACGUCGUGUCUAAUAGCUGGUGGACGCAAUGGCGGAGAUACGUGCAGCCUGAUCACUGUAGUCAUCAUUCUCAACACAAUCAGACAAGGAUCAGCAAUAACCAGCAUGAGCAGGAAGCAGGAGAGCAACAGGAGCAGCAGCAAGAGAGACACGCUCAGCCGCAAGUUGCGGUGUGUCAUCUUCGUCCUGGACCUAUCGCUAACAGCGAUAUAUGUGCGAACGAGCAGCUAGGAACGCUACGACCUGGUCUUAUUGAAGAUGAAGACUUCGUUCUCGUUUCCUCCACUGUGUGGAAACGGCUUGUUCAAGUUUAUGGAGGUGGACCCGAAUUCCCGCGACAGAUCACCGCAGUUUCUUUAUCCGACGAACAACUGGAAAUGCCAUCAAGAGAGGAGGAUGGAAAGCCGAUCGAAUGCACAAAUGUCACGUUGGUCUUGAAAUCUCGAGGUCAACUCGAUCAACAUGUGCAAGUGGACUUGUAUCCUGUGGUGUUACAAGUUCGACUGGCACGACAUGACUCUCGACACGUGUAUCUUGUGUACUCACGACGGUUCUUGAUGCAUCGCACUUCGUCUAUCAAGGAAAUUGUGCAUCGAAUGGGCAUCAUUCCCGAUGUAAAUGCGAGAGAGGUUACAGUUUGGUUACGUCGUCGUCGUCUCCAGUCGUGGGCGCGCUUGGAAUGCAGUCUUGAAGCCCCGCACGCUACGCUUGAGGGAUUGCAGAUUACAAGCGCCCACGAGUUACUGGUAGACUUCCGUGCUCUGGACAUUGACGAGGACCCACAAAGCGUCGCUCAGCAACGUCGACGGACCAGUAUUGGCAGUAUUCUGCCUCGAACACCGUUUACUGUACCCAUGCUACAACCUGUGGGCAAUGACUUUGUCUGCUGCCCGCGUACCAGUCUUGCCAAGUUUGCCAAGACAGGAGACUGGAAGAUUCUGCGUGAGAGUAUGGCUGCCGAACAGGAAGCAGCUGCGAAUGCUUCUGCGGUCUCUGCGCAUGUCGGACCCGCAGGAGUCCUUGUGGGGCUUGCCAAGCACAUGGAAACAGCAACGAAAGCGUCGCGUGGAAGAUUGAUUCAGCACGACGGUUUGCGAGCCACAGGGCUGAUCAAUAUGGGCAACACAUGCUUCAUGAACAGUGCUCUACAGUGCUUUGUCCACUCGCCAGUGUUCCGCGAGUACUUUUUGUCGAACAGAUACGAAGCAGAAGUCAACAAGAAGAACCAUCUCGGAAGUCGUGGUGCAAUGGCGGCAGCGUACGCACAGCUUCAAAGCUCUCUCUGGCGUGAACGUGACCAAGGAUAUUUGCUCCCCGGUCGUUUUCGAGACGAGUUUACGCGUGUCCGUCGCCACUUUGAAGAAACGCGCCAAUAUGACGCGCAUGAGUUCAUGGUAGCUCUUCUGGACUGUCUGCAUGAAGACCUGAACCAAGGCUGUCGAAUGAUUGCAGCAUCAGCCGACGAUGAGAUUCAAGAUCGAAGCUCGAGAUGUCUAACCUUUGGUAGUUUUAACGGUGGCAGCGAACUGGAAAGUGUGGACGGAGACGAACAAGCUGACCAUAAUGCGACUGAUUCAUCUUCUGACGAAGUGCGCGGUAAUGCAGCGUGGCGCGACUACACGAAUGUAAACUCGUCGGUGGUGGUGGAUCUGUUUCACGGACAGAUGCGCAGUGAGACUGUUUGUGCUACUUGUGGGGAGCGCAAGUGCACCUUCGACCCGAAUCUGUUCUUCAGCUUACCCAUCCCCGAAUCGAGUUUUGUUCGUGUUGAGGUGAGUGUGUUGUUACAGGCACGGAAGCUUCCAGGUGGCGACGACGAUGAAAAUGACCCAGAAACGGCCCUUCAAGCCGUGCAGCAAGGGUUCUGGCUUCGUCGAGGAAGUAAUGUGGGAGAACUGUGCGAUCGCAUUGCAGAGGUACACGGUCGGGCAGCUGGAAACCGGUUUCUGCUUGUGGAAGUGCGUCGGAAUCGGAUCAAGCGGAUUGUCGAGGGAGAUGAAGUUGUGGACAGGCUGGCCACAGCUGCACCUGGCUCGCUUUCUGCGUAUGAGCGCGCAUGGACGCUAGCGGAGAUCCCUGUCGUUCCUGCGAUAAUUCGCGAGUAUUUUAACGACUUGAACGUAGCGGAUGAGGCAAAGACGAUCGCUGCUGAGAAGGUCAGAAGCUUUUCCGAUCUUCGAGUGGGAUCACGUGUCGAUGCAAGGGACAACCACAAUGAUUGGCACUCAGGAACGGUAAUUGAAGUAGCUGGAGGCGGUGAAUCCGAACAAGUUCCGCGCGUCAGCGUCCAUUUUGAUGCGUUUAGCAGUAAGUGGAACAAGUGGUUUACAGCUCGUGACUGGAAGGCGAAACGACUACAGCCGCUUGCAACUCGCACGUCCAAGUCGACUGAGGUAUUUGAGGUGCAAGUUGUGCAUCGCUUCACCUCCCAAGCCUCGACAACUGCGGCGUCGGAGUCUGGUCAGACUAGUGGUGGCGAUCAUUCGUUUACUGGCAACCUCCCGAGCUCGCAAAAGCUGAGCAUUGCGAGUUCACAUAGCAGUCCGUCGUUGAAUGUAUUUGGCACGCCACUCUUUGUCACGAUCGCAUCCGACAAGACUGCCCGAGACAUGCACCAGGCACUUUUCCUACAGAUUGCUCGAUUCUGGACAAAGUUCAAUGGUGAUCCCGAGUCUACUACCGACACCAGUCACAAAGAUUUGAAGCAAAUGAAGCUACCGUAUGAAGUUCGCGUCGUAAACCUGGAGGACCUAACAAGCGAACGUGGUGAGUCUCUGCCCACAGAGUCAAGCGCGUUGCUGCAACACUUCUCUACGCGAAGUGUGCUAGCUUUGGAUUGGUUUGAUGUUCAUGACUAUUCGAGUUGUGAGGAACGAGCACCUGAAGACGUGCCAGAUGAAGUUGUUGAAGCUGCGAAAGCGGAUCCGGAUUUACGUGCUGAUCUUGAUGCUGCAGCGUCUUCUAAAAAGAAAACAGAGCCCGAAGAGAAAGCGCCAGUAGUCGACGACGACAGCCCACCCAUGUAUGCUGUGCCUUUGACCAAGUGUAUGGACGCGUUAAUGCGCGAAGAAGCCAUUUCCCUGGAAGAUCACUGGGUCUGCGAGCACUGUGGUGUCCCACGUGAAGGUAGGCGGUUGUCUGCCAUUUGGAGACUACCAGAUCUGGUCAUGGUGCAGCUCAAACGCUUCCAGUAUCUCGAGAACCAACACAAGCAGAAAGUUCGAUCACUUGUCGAUUUUCCGCUCAAAGGUCUGGACUUCUCGAAGUGGAUGGGGCAUCAAGAUGAGGGUUCGUCAGUGUAUGAUCUCUAUGCUGUGGCUAACCACGUCGGUGGACUCACUCGGGGUCACUACACGGCCUAUUGCCGCUACGACGCCGAUUUCCCAGAGAGCUUAGCACUCUUCCGAACAAACGAAGAGAGCGGCGAUGUCCAGUGUCCCGAGCUCUGGUUCCGCUUUGAUGACGAAAAAGUGUCUGAAAUUGCAGCGGGCGACGUGGUCACGGAUGCCGCCUACGUGUUGUUUUAUAAGCGCCGCACCUUGUCACCCCACAAUGUACUUCGAUAUGCACUCUAG